This is a messenger RNA of Limulus polyphemus (Atlantic horseshoe crab), 555 nucleotides long. RefSeq lists its product as uncharacterized. The transcript has 2 exons. Lineage: Eukaryota; Metazoa; Arthropoda; Merostomata; Xiphosura; Limulidae. The record is from RefSeq and is a predicted model, not a curated record. The annotation marks the transcript as partial.
AAAAGCAGUUUUGUUAAAGAUGAAGCUUCUUCACCUUUUUAUUUCCGCCAUCUUUUUGGCGAUGAUGUUCCCAGCAGACGCUACUUUAGCCUUUAUCUCGAGUGCCUUAGCAGGAAUCCCUGGUGUCCUGGCAGCAAUUCCUGUUGCUCAAAUACUUUCUGUAGCUGGAAUUGUUGGACUUAAGUUGGCCAUAGCAACCAAGCUGCUUUGGUUUCUGGGUUAUUACAGCAGCUACUCCAGAGGCAGUCACUCAGUUGGAUUCUACGCGGACUCAGAUUAUGAAGGUGGAAAGAAUUUAGGCUAUCCAAAUAUCGCAGUCGGAGGAUACCCUCCCUUGCCACCAGCCCCUGUCCAAUAUGGACAAGAGGACCAGUUAUAUAACUCUCGACGGAGAAGGAGCACAGAACCAGUUGCCUUAGAUUCUAGAGCCGAAGCAUAUUUUCGAUACCUUUCUCAGUUAGAUUCAAGUUCAUGCGUAUCUCGACUGGCCUGUGAAGCUACAGCUAAACCACGAAGUUUUGGUUAUUACGGUCAAACAAUCGCUCGCUAUCUGAA